This is a messenger RNA of Filobasidium floriforme, 11317 nucleotides long. RefSeq lists its product as uncharacterized. The record is from RefSeq and is a predicted model, not a curated record. Lineage: Eukaryota; Fungi; Basidiomycota; Tremellomycetes; Filobasidiales; Filobasidiaceae. Gene Ontology annotation, molecular function: protein binding; ubiquitin-protein transferase activity. Gene Ontology annotation, biological process: proteasome-mediated ubiquitin-dependent protein catabolic process; positive regulation of protein catabolic process; protein polyubiquitination. The coding region runs from base 51 to 11171 and encodes 3706 amino acids. The transcript is spliced from 29 exons.
AUACAACCUUUCCGAGCACAAAUUCUUCUGGUAGAACUUGAGAUGCUACCAUGAAGGUCAAAAGACUCAACACCAAAAAGGCCGGGGUCCUGCAUCCCGAUCUUGCUGGUCUCAUCAACAAGAUAAAGGAUUGUGAAGAUGAAAAGCUUCAUCAGCUGCUCAAGGAGCUUUUGCCGCACAACACGCCAUGGCAAUACCCUCGAGGGGACAUGCAUCACUGGGUGCCGGUCCUCGACAAGUUUGACGCCAUUUACGAAGCAAAGAUCAGUCAAUACAAUGUCGACACCGUUCAGUCUCAAGACUUUGCCGAGGAAGACAAGCAGUUGCUGUUGGAGAUUCUGAGGGUGGAGAAGCUGGUCAUGGACAAUGCCACGAGCAGGAAGAUUUUUGCUAGCUAUGAUAGACUAUGCGAGCUGAUGUCGACGAGCGACCUCGACGUCCUACAAGCCGUUCUUGCCCUGCUGCAUCGACCGGCUCAGCAGUACUCGAAUGUCACCAGCUUCGAGCUGAACGAGAAUGCUACCAUCCAGGGCAGGCUUCUCAUGUUGACGACCGCCGGAGGAUCUUGGGGUCGCUUGAAGGAAAACGGAUGGGGCUUGCUUCAGUUGGCUCAAGCCGUAGACAAGAAGGGCGGUUCGAGCGACUCGGAAGGAUCGAUCAACUUGCCGGAUUCGUUCUUUCACAUCCAGGCGCAGUUUUAUCGCCCCACUCAGAUCUCUGCUUCUGGAGAACCUCAGAGCUCGUCGGCGCCGCCUGACACCAAGGAACUGGUUCAACCGACCUCGGAGCUACGUCUCGGAUCGCAGGAGCAGAGGCUCACUUCGCCUCCUGCAGCGAACAAGACAUCCGAGUCUAGCAAUCCCUUUGAAACUCCGACAAAGCAAGCCAGCAGCUCGAAUCCCGCACACAAAGGACGAGUUGCCACCCUCGCUGGAGCAGAGCCCUCGACACCGCAACCCGCUCAAGGUCCCAGUUCGCCUGGCGCGGGUACGGUCACCAAAACGCCGUGGUCGCAUGCGUUCACGAACCAAGACGGUCUGACGAAGCUGUCCCUGUUCAGCGGAGCUUUCGCCGACCUUGCAAAGAGCGGGAAAUGGACCCCUCAUCAGGUCCUAGCGGAGCUGUUGAAGGAGCAUCCCGAGCUACAGGGCAACGAUAUGAAGGACGUGCACUUCGAGAUUCUCAGUCGACUUGAAUGCAUGAUGGCUGUCGCCGCGCCUGAAGGCAAACUUACGGCCGAGAAGAAGCGACACAUCGCUCAACUUCUAGCCAUCCGAUUGACGGCGAUGUCGAUUUACAUCCACGUUGUCAAUGAAGAUGUCGCACAGACUGAACUGUUCCUCCAUGAGCCGACCAUCAUCGGACAGCUAGCAGAACUGGUCCAGCCCAGCUCUCGGGUCGGGGACUCGAUCGUGACUGCGGCGCUAUUGGUCGACGACGCUUGUCUGCGAUACCGUACCAAAUGCAGCGAGGUUUUCAGUUCUUUGAACGCCAACGUGGCGCACGGCAUCUUGAUGACCUUUUUCCGCGAUCUUAUCAAACGUCUGAGCACCGAUGAAGACGUUCCCUACCCGUUGGUAGAUGCGACUCUUGCGUUCUUCUCGCUGGCGAUUGUAUCGCCUACGCACGGAAGCAUGCUGAUCGGGGCUGGUAUUAUUCCGACCCUGAUCGAGUUGAUCAAGGAUACUAACCCGGCUCAUGGAGGUUACGUCGCUCGUGCCAUCGGUCUGAUGGACACGAUCAUCUACACGAAUCCGAACGUAUUCGGUCUUUUCUGUAACGCCGGAGGCCUGGAGGUCCUAAAUUCCCGGAUCACCGUCGAGCUAGACAAGUGGCUGUCUCCUUCGAUGAUGGAAGAAAGCGUCUCAGAAUCCGAGCUGCUCAGGCGCACCGUCCCUCUCAAGUUGAUGUUCCGCUCGAUACAUCGAUUGAUGCAGUCUGGGGGUACAACAGAAGGUCUUCGAAAUCUUAUCGAUUCCGAAUUGCCCAAGUCUCUUCUCAGGACACUGCAGAAUACUGACAAGCUCGGAGCUCCGGUGCUUGCAAUCGCUAUCAACAUUACGGCCACGUUCGUACAUAAUGAGCCCACAUCUUUGCCCAUCAUCCAAGAGAUGAAACUUCCCGAGGCGAUGUAUGAUGCGCUCGAGAACAACAAAUACCCUUCUUACGAGGUCAUCUCGACGAUCCCGUAUGCCCUGGGUGCACUGUGCCUGAAUCAGGCCGGAAUGGAUUUUGUGCUAAGCCGGCCUCAGUUGAUCCGCUUACUGGUGAAUUCGCCUACGAAUCCAGCCUAUCGAGACGUAUUGAAAGAGCGCGACAAUGCCGCCUACCUUGGCUCGAGCUUGGAUGAAUUGGCUCGGCAUCAUCCUCCCCUCAAGGCUGUCCUUCACGAAGCUCUAUUUGACAUGUUGCGUACGCUCGCAACCAUGGGACAAAAGGCUCGCUGGGCAGCAAUUAACAAAGUCGCGGAUUACCGUUUGCUCCCGGAUGCUGCUCAAAGCGGCGCGGGCGAACCCCUUCUAGAAGCCAAAGCAGCUCUCGAGAUGCCACCGGCCGAAGAGGAUACCGAAAUGCACAUGGAUGUGGUCUUAUGGCUGAGCAGUCAGCUCAUGUCGGGCUUGUUUCACAACCCCCAUCUCGCCAAGGAUUUCCUAGCUCAAGGGGGUCUCGAAUUGGUUCUUGACUUAUACCGGCUGCCAUGUCUUGUCAGCCAGUUCUCGACCACAGAUACGGCAAACCACAUGCAGGAAGUGUUCCGCAACCUCGCCGAGGCCGAUCUGACCAAGGUUCUAGAAGGCAUCGUGUCUGCAGUCAAGGCCGCCAUGGUGGACAAUCCUGCUUUGGAAUGGCACGCGACUGGUGUCGACACGGCUGCUACGACUCGGUUGCUGCAUCCCGGCAAUGCCGAAGAGCUUGAACAGGCUAACAUGGUAUUCCGGAAGAUGGUCAGCUUGAAUAAUCUGCUCGGCUUACUCAGCAGUCUCUAUUCGACUGUUGGAUUCGCUCACGGCAAGGUGGCCACCGCUUUCCUGAUGGCGCUCGGAGCGGCAAGCUCUUCUACUCUCAUUGCCGACAUGGGCAAGCUGCAUCGAGCGGCCAUCUGGCAGAACAUUUGGCUGAAGGUGAAGCAAUCUCCUGCGAAGCCGACUCCUCAAGCGAUCACCCAGAUCAGAACAGUCGAAGAGAAUCUCCUGUCUCCAGCCGUCGAAUACAGCUCGAGUGACUUGGCCACUGCUCUUGUUUCGCCGGCAGAUGUCUCCGCGGAUGUUAGCCGUAGACUCAACGAGGCUUCCGAGACCCCGACGAGCGGCGAAUCGCAGGCUCUGCCGGAAAACUACAUCUCCCUCAAGUACCUAUUCUCCCGGAUCCCCCUUCAACUGACAACGUUCUUCCAAGGCGUCAUCAAGAUGCUUCUGUUCCGAAGGAUUGAACCGGUUCAUCGUGUCCACUCGGUCCCCACUGCGGACCAGCUAGCCACCAUGCUUGUUGCGCACCUCAAUCAUUCGUCCGGGUCAGAUUUCGACGUUCUCAGUGUCGCGGGCAGAGCGGCGGUAGUCGCCCUAGUCUCUGCCAUGCUUUAUGAGGGUUGGACUGCCUCGGUAAGCAUGCAGACUAUGCUGCUGAUCGCUUUCCAGAAGAAGGGUGGUAUCACUGCCAUCAGUCAACUCCUCACGAGCCAAGUAACCGCGAUGGGGCCGAACCCUUUGAUCGAGACUCCGCUGUUCAAGAAGGAUAUGGCAGCUCUCCUCAGAGUACUGGCUGGACUGAAGGUCAUGUUUGAUUUGGUCAAAACCCUCGUGUCAGCAGUCCCUUUGCUUGAAUCGCCUCAGACCACAAUCCUUACGACCAAGGACAAGGAACUCGACCAGGAAGACUACUUCUCCCCUUUCGAGUUCCUCAUCAAGAUCAGGCUUGACCUUGCUGAUCCGAUCUGGCAGGCUUUCAGCGCCAAGUGGCUCGAGUCCUGCCCUUCGCCCAUCACACAGAUUGUCACUAAGGCAGCACUCUGUUUGAUCGAACCGUUGCCGGGUUCACAAGUGAUCGCGGCCAGCGCCUCUCCUACAUCGAGCACAGGCGGUCUCAGCACAUCUUUGGCGGCUCUUGGCUUCCCUACCUCUCGGGCCAGCGCGUCGGCACCAGCCACUGAUGUUCGACCGGAUCCGACCUAUGUCGAUAUGCUCACCCAAAUGGGAUUCACUCGCAAUGCUGCUGAGAUCUCGCUCAGGCGAACCAACAACAUCUUCCCGUCGGCGGCGUACUAUAUCGUUCAGCAUGGUCACCAGCUCGCUGCAACUGCACCAGCAGAAGGAGAAAAUGGAAUCGACGGGCAAGUAGACACACCCAUGGCCGUCGAAUCGAGCACUUCGGCCAAUCCCGAAGCGCAAUCAUCCGACGCCGUGUCUGAUCAGAGCAUCACGCCGGCCUCGACGUCACGCAAGGUAGCUGCCAAAGCUGUCGCAGAGGGCCGAAAGGCGCAUCUCGAACAGCGGAGAAAGCUGUAUCGCAGGGACCUUCCGGCUCGCGCGAUCCGACUCGUAGAGGUGCAUAACGAUCUGGUGUUCGAGUUUGCCCAAGCCCUUCUGGAGGACGUCUCCUCUGUCGUGGCGGUCAUGGACUCUAUCAGAAAUCUUCCGCCUGAUGAGUCCAACAGGGAUGCCAAGCUCCAAGCCAGACUUCGUUUGUUCGCGGUCAUCGCCCAUCAACCCACAUUCGGUACCAAAGUCACGUCCGAGAAAUCGCUGCAGGUCAUAGAGUCUCUGCGAACUCUUCCGAACGCGAUCGAAGCCCCUCGUCCUGCUUGGGUGUCUGCCAAGCUGCUAGCGGUUGACUGCCUCUUGAUGUGGGGCGAGAGCAUCAAGGCACCUCCUGCUGAAGGGACCGAAGCGACGACCGACAUCAUGACCGGUCCCAAGUACGACGAGGCGCGGCGGGAGUCGCUCGAAUACGCCACCAAGCUUUUACUGCAGCGAGACCUGAACGAGGACGAGCUUCUAGCCGUGCUGCGUACCCUGGUAUUAUUGACGCGCGACAAGUCGUCUUGUCAGCUGUUUUUGGACAAUUCUGGAUUGCCUGGGUUGUUCCAGGCGGUUCUCGCGACUCCCGCUAAACGUCGACAUUCCGCCAUGGCGUUUGCGACGAUUAUUUGCCGUCACCUCAUCGAAGAUGAAGCGGUUCUGGAGACUUGCAUUGAGCGUGAGAUCAACCAGUGGUUUGCUCGCCCGAGAAACACCGCAGCGCACGCCAAGCACUUCGUUUCCAACUUGCGAUCCGUAGCGUUGCGCGACCCGGCGAUUUUCUUGAAGGUAGCUAUCGCAGAUUGUGAGAUCCUCGAGCCAGAGCCGAGAGGAGGCAUGCACCAGAUUGCACUCAAGAAGAAGUCGCAGGAUGCGCAAGCAAUGACCUCGGAGGAUAAGACUAAACCCGAACAGGUGCCAGAGACCGAGGCUAUGCAAGUCGACGACCCGUUCCAGGCGCCUGUAGAUUCUACAGUUGCCACUGGCUCUCCUCUCGAACAAGUAAUGAAUUACUUGAUCAACGAGAUCUUCUCUAUUCACAAGACACAGACUUCUUCGGGAGACAGCACUGCGAUGACUUCCGAGAACAAGCAGUCUUCGGAAAAUCAAUUGUCGGCCGUCCUCCUGGUCUUGACGGAACUUCUUGGAUCCUACAACGAGAGCAAGGUCGCCAUGGUGCAGCCUAGUAGAAAGACUGGAAAGGAUGCAGCCAGUGCGAACAAGAUGCGAUCGCCGGUACUGCAGGUCUUACUCAACAACUAUGUGUGCAACAUCGUGUUUGACGCCGAUGUGACGAGAGCGAGUGGCGACAAGGUGACCGACGCACAAAAGGCCAGGAUGAAUGUCUCGAACUGGGCUGGAGCAGUCAUUGUCGCGCUUUGCUCCGAUGCUACUGGAAGCAAUGCAAUCAAAGACGCUUCCUCAACCAUCGUCACUAUUCGCAAGACUGUCAUGGAUACCAUUGCGAAAGCCAUCAAGGAGAUCAGUACCGCUACGGACCCUCUCAACCUCAGAUACGGGCGACUUUGGGCGUUGAGUGAACUCUGCUACCGUCUCUUAACGGCCCGUCCUACCGUUCAGCCCAAAGGUCAAGACGACUCGUCUCUACAUAUCGCCAAAAUCAUGCUCGAGAAAGGCUUUGUACCGAUGCUUACCACCGCCAUGGCCGAGAUCGAUCUCACUUAUCCCCAGGUCAAGAACCUAAUUACAGCCAUCGUUCAGCCUCUCGAAUACCUUACCAAGAUCUCCAUGAAGAUGGCUCGACCCGACAAAGCGAAGCCGACCAAUGAGGAGGUCUCGGACGACGAGAGCAUGACCACUGACAGUGAAAGCGAGGACGAAGAUAUGGAAGAUGACGAAGCGUCCACGGAUGCGCCGGACAUGUACAGGAAUUCUUCACUGGGAAUGUUCGGUGGUGAGAUGGACGACUAUCUCGAGGAUUCGGACGGCAUGGGAGAUGACGACGAAGAAGACGACCUUGACCAUUACGAGGAAGUGGAAGGAAUGGACGACGAGAGCGAGAAUGGUACAGAGCCGUCCGAUUCCGAAUCUGACGAGGAGCUGGAGCACUGGGACGCGCACAUGGAAGACGAAGAUCACAUUGAAGGCGAAGACGCUUUCCCGGACGAUGACGAGAAUGUCGAUCAAGGUCAAGAGGAUCAGUACGGCAUCUUCGAUGACGGCGCUGUCGACAUUGUGGACGAGGACGACGCUGAGGGAUAUGCCGGCGACGAAGUGUAUCUUGAAGACGAGAUGGAGGAGGACGAGCAGUCCGAAAGGAGUAGCAGGAGCGACUACGAUGAAGAGGAGUUGGACGCAUUGGACACUGUCGUCGUAGAUCCUCUCAGCGCAAACACGAACACCGGUCCUACGCUGAACUGGGGCUGGGGCCAACCGGUCCGAACUCAAUCUCGAGAGGACACGCAGCAACAGCAUCGCAACCAUCGAUCUCUGCAGAACACUAUGAGCUUGAUGGAAGACAUCGGCCCGUUCCACCGCUCGCAUCCACCGCAAGCUCCCGUGGCGUCCGUCACUUCUCAUCCCCUGUUGCAACAAGAGGGCGUAGCAAACCCUGCACAGAACCCGCGGGGCCGUGGUCAUCGGCAUUAUCCGGGUGGUGCUCUGGGUGACAUACUGCAGUCUAUCGAGCAUCUGACUGGUGGAAGUCAGGGUCCUGACGGUCAUAGAGCCCUCGAGACUCUCCUUGAUCAGCUUGGGGGCAGAACACCAGAGCUAAUCCGAAUCGAGUAUCGUGAAGGUGGUCGGGCCGGAGAUAUCUUUGAUAUUCCGAUCAAUAGCGGACACCGCUUCGGCUCAUCACGCCGCUCGCGAGAGCCCGCGCCUGUAGAUGUCGAAGCUUUCUCGUCGAUUCCUUUGCCCACCAUCAACCGAUGGCAAGAGGAGGAGAGCCUGAUGAGCUCUUACGACUCGGGAGCGCGCUUGCAAAACCUGACUGGAUGGAUCGUCAACGCUCUACUUCCAGCAGCUCGUGAGACCCAAAAGAAGAUCAAUGAGCGAAUCGAGGAAAUCCGGCGAGAAGCCGAGGCGAGACUCAAGAAAGAAGAGGAAGAAAAGGCAGAGAAGGAAGCCGAAGCGGAGAGGCAGCGUCUUCAACAGGAGGCCGACGAACGGGAGCGUCUGGCACAGGAGCCUCCGAGCCAAACAGGCGAAAGCAACGUUCAAGACGUAGAAAUGGGCGCCGCCACAGAGUCUGCAGAUGAAGCUCCGGCUGUUAGAAUCACCGUCAUGAUACACGGUGCCGAGGUUGACAUUACCGAUACUGGCAUCGAUCCCGAAUUCCUGGAAGCCUUGCCUGAAGAUAUGCGAGCUGAUGUCGUCUCACAGCAUUUGAGGGACAACCGGGCAGCCGAGACACAAAACCAGCCAUCCGUUUCGACCGAGAUCAGCCCUGAAUUCCUCGAUGCUCUACCUCCCGAGAUAAGAGCCGAAGUCAUCCAACAGGAGGCUAUCGAAGCGGCCAGGCGCAAUGCAGAAGCCAGAGGCGGCGCGGGUCAAGGGCUGCCGAACGCUGGAGCAGCGCAGCAGUUGAUGAGGGGUUUGCCAGACAUCGGAGAUCUUCAAAACUUCCUGGCGAACCUUGAUCCCCGUAUUCGCAAUAUUGCCAACAUGGAGCAACAACACGAGGCGAUCCUCCGCAAUCUUCCACAGCAAGCACGGGAUGAUGUCGAGGCUUUGUCCAACAUCGACCCUGUUUUCGCCCAACAAUUCCGGGACGAAUUAGCUCGUCUCAGAUCUGGCGCUUUCGCUCUACGAAACCGAUUGCAAGGGAGCGGACAUCAGCACCGAGGCUCACAGACUGGAGCUCCGCACAAGAAGGCUCCAAGGGAAACGAUACAGCUUCUGGACAAACCUGGUAUUGCUGCUCUCGUUCGUCUCCUUUUCUUCCCCGAAAUCAACAAGAAGGACCGUCUCCUGAAGGUACUCAGUAACCUCUGCGAGAAUACUAAAAGCCGAAGCGAUGUCAUCAGCAUGUUGCUUAGUGUCCUACAGGAUGAUUCCGGCGAUCUGAGCUAUGUCGACAAACAGUCUGCUGCAAAGGCUACCAAGGGUGCUUUGUCUACACCCAAGGCGACACCCAAGAAGAAGGGUGCCUCGGAUGCCAUGACGUCCUCAGCCGCUAUGUUGGCAGGACUACAGAGCGACAGCAUUCCGACGUUUGUGGCUCAACGCGCAUUCGAAGCACUAUCGCACAUCGCUACGAAUAACGAGCUCGUUUUGCUCUACUUCUUGACGGAGCAAGAUAUGCCUAUCGUCAGUACGAAAUCGAGCAAGAAGGGCAAAGGGAGAGAGAAACAGACAGCGGCAGCAUACCCGAUCGCCGCGCUUCUCAAGCUGCUUGACCGUCAGAGUCUCUUCCGCUCUCCGGGCAUGGCCGAAACACUCACAGCGUUGUUGGCCACAUUGACCAAGCCUCUAUCACAGCUGUCGUCGGUCAAGCCUGCCAAGUCGGCAUCCGAUAAGCCUGAAAACAUGCAGACUGUAUCGGAUGCCGCUGAGUCGUCCACUACCACGAAUGCUGCUCCCGAUACUGAGGAAGCGCCAAUCGAAAAUGCGGCGCCUGAAAACAGUGGGACCGAGGUGCCAUCCGGCGAACAGUCAGGGGACCCCGCCGGAGAUGCUUUGAGUGACUCUGCUGGUCUACUCAAAUCACCUCCCAACAUCGCUGAGGACGUUCUGAAGCUCGUGCCUAACGUCCUUACUUUCGGGGAAUGCUCAAGCAGGACUUUCUCCAGUACGCUGAGUCUUAUACAGAACUUGACGCACAUCCCUUCGGCCAAGGAGAUCAUCUCGGCUCAGUUGCAAGACCAAGCUCAACGCCUCGGUGACCUGUUGAGCAAGGAUCUCGAGCAAUUACACCGAGACUUGCUGGAGGCGGAAAAGGCAGAAUCUGAGCGAGAAGUUCCUGUGGGCAACUUCAGCCCUGCCUCGUCGGCACAGACCAAGCUCCUUCGAGUCCUGAAGACAAUCGAUUACAUCUAUGCUCCAAAAGAUGGUCAUAAUCAUGCGACUUGGGAUGCAUCGGUUGUUACCGCGAUUGCCGAAGGCACCAAAACGUUGGAUGCAGAGGAAGAACGCAUCCAAGGCAUCUUCGACUCGAUGCACCUCGCGCCUCUUUGGGAUGUUCUGGGCAAGUGUUUGACAGUGGUCGAGCGCAAAGACUCGCUCAUCAACAUCGCGACGGUGCUCCUUCCGCUUGUCGAAUCGCUCAUGGUGGUCAGCAAAUACGGCAGCGCAAAGGCAGCUGCGACCCGGACGCGGGCUGGGUCCGUCGCUCUGUCCCCUAUGAGCCCGCGCGAGAUACCGGAGGAAGAUGCCUUCGUGGUGUUCACUAGUCGUCAUCGCAAGGUAUUGAACACGAUGGUUCGCAACAACCCGUCCUUGAUGAGCGGUUCGUUCUCGCUGCUCAUCCUCAACCCCAGAGUCCUCGAGUUCGACAACAAGAGGAAUUGGUUCAUGCAACAGCUUCGCAAGAAGCCCAGUCGGGACGUAGGUGGCCAUCUGCACCUUAACAUUCGUCGAGAACACAUAUUCGAAGACUCGUACAAGGCCUUCUUCAACAAAUCUGGCGAUACCUUGAAGUAUGGCAAGCUCAACAUAAAAUUCUCUGGCGAAGAGGGUGUCGACGCGGGUGGUGUAACGCGGGAAUGGUACAGCUCGUUGGCCCAGUCGAUUUUCAACCCCGGAUACUGCUUGUUUGAGCCUUGUGCUGCUGACGAGGGCACAUAUCAGCUGUCUCAGCACUCUUGGGUCAACGGCGACCAUCUGGACUACUUCCGCUUCAUCGGAAAGGUCAUCGCCAAGGCUAUCUAUGACCAACGCUUGUUGGACGCUUAUUUCAGCCGAGCCUUCUACAAACAAAUUCUUGGACGCAAGGUGGAUGUACGCGAUCUGGAAAGCGUGGACCCCGAGUAUCACAAAUCUCUGGUCUGGAUGUUGAACAACGAUAUCACCGGGGUGAUCGAGCUGGACUUUUCGCUCGAAACCGAGGAGUUCGGAGCGAAGAAAGUGAUUGACUUGAAGGAAGGUGGCAGCAACAUACCUGUCACUGAGGAGAACAAGGGCGAGUAUGUCCGCUUGGUUGUGGAGCACCGACUGGAGACGUCGAUCCAAAAGCAGGCCAAGGCGUUCCUUGGGGGGUUCUACGAAAUCAUUCCCCGCAAAUUGAUCUCGGUCUUUGAUCCGGAUCAGCUUGAACUUUUGAUUUCGGGGGUCUCUCAAAUCGACGUUGACGAGCUGAAGAACGCUACUCAACUUCACGGUUGGAAGCACAGCGACGCCGAGGUCACCUGGUUCUGGAGGGCGCUGCGAAGCUUCUCGCAGGAGGAAAAGGCAAAGUUCCUGAUGUUUGUUACCUCCUCUUCGAGAGUCCCACUGGGCGGAUUCACACAGCUUCAGGGCAGUUCCGGAAUCCAGCCGUUCCAGAUCCACAAAGUAAGAGGAAUCGUGUGUUCUACGGAACGAUUGCAACUGAUACAAUUUCCCGCGACAUUGCAGCUGUAUCGAGAAAACGUGCUCCCCAGCGCAGCGACCUGCUUCAACGAGUUGCUCUUGCCGUCUUUCCCGAGCUAUGAAGACCUCAGGCACAAGCUCUUGACUGCGAUCUCAGAAGGAGCGGGACAUUUCGGGCUUGCAUAAAACCGCCACGAUAACUGAAUGAUCACUAGAGACCAGAUAUGACACGCGACAUGCUAUGUAUCAUCGACCCCUACAUGUAUUCAACGACCCCUUAUGCUAUUGUAAUUCAGCCUCCAUUUGGCCUAUCAAAUCUCCUGCCGAUGGCC